AAAAGAGAAGAAGAAGAAGAAGGGCCAGAGGACUGUCUAUCGUCUCAGUAGCAUGCCGGUGGCCGAGAGAAACCAAAUGUAUGAAAGUCUACUUAAACUGGCAGUGAUGUUACAACGUAACCCUCCUCAUUGAAGAUGGCAGCAGUGCCUGGAGUGUGGGCUCUCCUCAGCCUCCAUCGAUCAGUGAUAUUGCAGUGCCGCUUUCGGCUCCUUCCAGUACAGUUGGCAUCAGUCUCUCUUCCCAGGAGUCUUUGCAGCACUACUACAAGUACAGAUGAACCAGAGCCACCUGAGAACUCUGAGAAUAAAUCUCUCCUUCAGAACCUGAAUCUCCUGGGAGUUGAUGUGAAGAAGGCACAUCAGCGUCAGCCUGGAGUGUUCCGUAAAGUCAUCACUAAUGAGCAAGGUCUCGCUCAGUUUCUGAAAAGCAAAGGGGCCAGUGGCAAAGUAAUCGCUGACAUCAUAUCCCGUUAUCCCCGUGCUAUCACCCGCUCAAUUAAUCACUUGGAACAGCGCUGGAAGCUGUGGAAAAACAUCUUCAAGACUGAUGAAGAAAUCGUGAGCAUCCUAAAUCGUUCACCCGAGUCUUUCUUCCGGUCCAGUGAUAAUGAGAACUUGGAGAAAAACAUAGUUUAUCUGACCUCACUGGGAUUAAACACCAAAGACCUCCAUCGGCUGCUGACCACAGCACCACGGACAUUCUCCAACAGUUUAGAGCUCAACAAGCAGAUGGUGGAGCUUCUGGAAGACAUCUGUGCUGAACUUGGUGGGGAGAAUCCAGAGCAGUUUGCUAAAGCUGUAAUAUCCAGAAACCUUUACAUUCUUAUCCGAAGCACUAAAAGAGUCAAGACAAACAUUGAUGUCCUGAGAGAUUCUCUUAAUCUGAGUGAUUCAGAACUGCUUGCUCUUCUUCAAGGCCCUGGGGCAGAAAUACUGGACCUUUCCUCUGAGUACCUGAAGAAGAAUUUUAACACUCUCCAGCAGAGGAUGGUUUCACUUGGCUGUCGCAAAGCUGAUAUAAAAAACCUGAUUAUCAACUAUCCGAUGGUUCUGUUCAUUGGGCCAGACACACUGAGCUCUAAACUGGACUGUCUCCUGAAAGGAGGAAUAACAAUGAAGCAGAUAGUGGAAAAGCCAAAGGUUUUAGAUUACAGUACACAGAACAUUUUAGGGCGACUAGUGGAGCUGAAGAGAGUUGGAUAUGACUUCCAGAAGAGCGGCAUCAACAUCCUGGACACUAGCCGAAAGCGGUUUGUUGCAAAGAUUGAAAAACUUAUUGCCUCACCUGAUGUAUGAAUGCGGCUGUCUGUAUUAUGAUGUUACAUAAUGUUGGGUGCUGCUUUUCUCGAACCUGGCUUCAUGGUUAUCAUGUUUUGUUCAUGUAGUAACUAGAAUAUGAUUUCUGACUUCUUGGAUGUCAAUAUGUCUGGUGGGGCUACAACAAACAGUUAUUUCAACAAUCACAAUUUCCUGUUCCCCAGGGUCCAUCUUCAAAUGACUUGUUUUGUCCAACCAAUAAUCCAAAAACAAAAUGUUAUGAAACUUACUAUCUCAUAAGUCAACAAAAGCAGCAAAUUCUAACAAAUGAGAAGCUGGACUAGGGGAAAUUUUGGCAUUUUUGCUUGAGCAAUGAUUCAUUUAUCAACGCUGUUGCUGCUAAAGUUUGACUAAUCAAUUAAUUAGUAAUUACCUCAGCUCUAAUAUCUCGUACUUGAACUUGUGUUAAUGACAAUAAAUUUGCAGAGACUAUUUUUCCCUGCUUAAAGUUGUGUAAGUUAAAUCUUGGAGAGCUGCUCUUGGAAUUUUGGUGGAGAUGCAAUCUUGAAAUAAAAGCGU
Molecule: messenger RNA, 1836 nt
Organism: Epinephelus moara (kelp grouper)
Lineage: Eukaryota; Metazoa; Chordata; Actinopteri; Perciformes; Serranidae
Product: transcription termination factor 1, mitochondrial
Exons: 2
Coding region: 136-1296 (386 amino acids)
Biological process (GO): termination of mitochondrial transcription; regulation of DNA-templated transcription
Cellular component (GO): mitochondrial matrix
Molecular function (GO): double-stranded DNA binding
Source: RefSeq, a predicted model, not a curated record